CCUGUGCCCCGGCCGGUGGUCGCAUCCCCCAUCCUUCCAUCUCCUCCCUGGGGAGCUCUGGCCCCCAUCAGCCCAUCCCGCUCUCUCCACCAUCUCUUUCUCUGCCUCCCCUCUCGCUGCCCCUGAAUCUCCCCUCUUCCUAACCCCGGGUCUCCCCUCUCUCUGCCCCUCAGUCUCCCCUCUCUGCCCCUGGUCUCCCCUCCAUCUCAGGCCCUUUAUCCUACCCCCCCCCUUCUUUUUCGUCCCUCCCCUAUUCUUCUCCCUGGUCUACUUUUGUUCCAUGUCCUCCAGAGGGUUAGGCGUGGGGACAGUGCUGGGAGAGGUGGGUCUCACCAGGCAGGGCCAAGGGAUUCUCUUCCGCUGUCCUGGGGUUGGAGAGACAGGCGAAGAGGUGAGCAGGCACCUUUGGGGGUGGAGGGGGGCAGGAAUACCGCAGGAUUCGAGGACAUCCUGAGAUGUGCGAUGACGGUGGGGGGGGCAGUUGGAUUUAACUUCAGUGCUCAGGAGAAGUUAGGAGAAAAGGAAAGACACACACACACACUCAGAGCCCUCCGUGCACACACUCAGAGCCCUCCGUGCACACACCCGCUAUGGCAGGAACACUGAUACCUCCCCCUCUCCAGUCCCUUUGCCUCUUUGAACCUCAGUUUCUUCAUCUCCGAGGAAAGGAUUGGACGUGGGUGACAUAAAGGUCCCCUGGCUUCACCGGUGCAUGUGCUUCUGUGAUGACAGGACACAGAAAUCUCACGCGUGAUUUCUCUUUGGGGCUGUUGGCACAAGUGCGUUGGUGUGGUUGAGCCGGGUUAUACUUUGGUUCAACAAGUGUUUAUUGAAUGUGCGCCAGGCACUGUGCUAAAUGUCUCACGCAUUGAUUCAUUCACCCACUCAUUCAUUCCUGCGCCUGGCUUCUGGCUGUGUGUGUGUGCGCGCGUGUCUGGUGGGUCCACAUGGGGAGUGGAGUGUGACAAGUUAAGAUGCACUCAGACGUGCAUAUUCAUCUGUGAAAUGAAAUUGAAGCGGGGGAGACUGUAUGCGUACAUUUGUGUACAAACAAUGAACUGCUUUGAUGGGCAGUGCCCAGGAGCGAGAAUCGAUUUCUCUCCCCUCCUCUCCCCUCCUCUCUCUCCCCUUCUCUGUCUCUGUCUCUGCCUCCCUCUCUCUCUCUCUCUCUCUCUCUCUCUCUCUCUCUCUCUCUCUGCCCCCUGUCUCCCUUUGCCUGUUUCUCUUGUAUCUUCUCCCUGUGUGUGUCUCUCUCCCUCUCUGCUCUUCCCUCUGACUCUACAUCUCUCUUUAUCUCUUGUCUCUUUCUCCACCUUUUUUGUCUCUCUCACCAUUUCUCUCCCUCCCUCUAAUCUCUCCUUCCCUCUGUCUUUCUCUUGCAUCUCCCUCCCAGUCUCUCUCUUCUCUCACAUCUCUCUCCCUCUCUCUGAAUCUCUCUCCCCUAACUCUCUGUGAGAAGCUAGCAGUUACCAGCCAGCCAAUCCCUGACCCCCCCCAACCCUGACCCUCAGAUCCAAGACCUGGGUCAGUCUCUCUCCCCUGGACCCUCCUGCCCACACACUGGGAAUCUCUGACGGGACAUUUUUCACAGUCCAUGGGUCCAAAGGAAGGCUUGAGGACAGGGCCUUCAGUCCCACCCAGACAGCUCCAUGGGACAUCGGGGGCCUAAGGGAGCAAGGCUGGGACACUUGGGGACAGUAGGGCAGUACGAUGAGCUGCCCCACUACCCCGGCAUCGUGGACAGCACUGCAGCCCUGGCUGGCUUCUCGGAGGCAGUGCCCUCGGCACCGAGAGCCCCCGGGCCCUACGGCCCCCACCGGCCUCCCCAGCCCCCGCCCCUGGGCUUGGAUAGUGAUGGCCUGAGGAGGGAGAAGGAUGAGAUCUACGGACACCCGCUCUUCCCGCUGCUGGCCCUGGUCUUUGAGAAAUGUGAAUUGGCCACGUGUUCUCCCCGUGAUGGGGCUGGGACUGGGCCGGGCACACCCCCAGGCAGUGAUGUAUGCUCCUCCGAUUCCUUCAAUGAGGACAUCGCAGCCUUUGCCAAGCAGGUCCGCUCCGAGAGGCCUCUCUUCUCCUCCAACCCGGAGCUGGACAAUCUGAUGAUACAAGCCAUUCAAGUGCUCCGUUUCCACCUGCUGGAGCUGGAGAAGGUCCACGACCUGUGCGACAACUUCUGUCACCGCUACAUCACCUGCCUCAAGGGAAAGAUGCCCAUCGACCUGGUCAUCGAGGAUCGGGACGGCGGCUGCAGGGAGGAUCUCGACGACUACCCGGCCUCCUGCCCGAGCCUCCCAGAUCAGAAUACUACAUGGAUUAGAGACCAAGAAGACAGCGGGUCUGUACAUUUGGGGACCCCGGGUCCAUCCAGCGGGGGCCUGGCCUCCCAGAGUGGUGACAACUCCAGUGACCAAGCACAGCAUGCCUCUCCCUGCUCAGGAGAUGGACUAGACACAAAUGUGGCCUCUCCCAGUUCUGGGGGAGAGGACGAAGAGCUGGACCACGAGCGCCGGCAGAACAAGAAGAGAGGGAUCUUCCCCAAGGUGGCCACCAACAUCAUGAGAGCCUGGUUGUUCCAGCACCUCUCGCACCCGUACCCCUCAGAGGAGCAGAAGAAACAGCUGUCCCAGGACACGGGGCUCACCAUCCUACAAGUCAACAACUGGUUCAUUAAUGCCCGGAGACGCAUCGUGCAACCAAUGAUCGAUCAAUCCAACCGCACAGGGCAGGGUGCAGCCUUCAGCCCAGAGGGCCAGCCCAUGGGGGCCUACACGGAGACUCAGCCACAAGUGACUGUCAGGCCCCCAGGAUCAAUGGGGAUGAGUUUGAACUUAGAAGGAGAGUGGCAUUAUUUAUAGAGGCUGGAGUCAGGGGAGAUGUGAGUGUCCUAGGUCUAGGGGCACUAGGUUGGAGAUUGUGCUAUUCUCAACCCCUCGUAAGACCUCCAGACUCCAACAGUGAGCCCACCCAGAGCAGGGUCAGCCUGCGUCUCUGAACUGAGGGUUCUCCAAUUCAUCCAUCCAUCCAUCAAUUCACCCAUACAUAUAUUUAUCCAUCCAUCAAUCAUCCACCAACCCCCUCAUCCAUCCAAACAUACAUUCAUCCACUCAUUCAUUCAUCUAUCCACCCACCUAUCCACUCAUCCAUCCACCUCCAAACUGAUCCAUCCACCCACACAACCACCCUCCUAUUCAUGCAUUCAUCCACCUACCUACCUACCUGCCUACCCAUGGAUCCAUCCAUGUGUGUAUCCACCACCCUUCAUCCAUCAGAAGAUACAGCUACCCACUCAUUCACCCACCUCCACAUUGAUCCCCCCACCCACAUGUCCACCCACUUGUCAACUUACCCAUGCAUUCACGCACCUACCUACCCACCCACUCAUCCACCCAUCCACGUAUUACAUACAUUUCCAAACAUACAUUGACAUGCCUCAGGUAGGGUCCAGCUCUUGAGAAGAUUCUGGGCUCAUGAGGAAGUGGACAUUAGAAAUCAAUGGCAAUCUAGUCCAACAGUUCAAACAAUAAAACACAGCUAUCAUCAGCUAUCUCUGAGAUAUCAGGGAAGACUUUAUAGAAGAAGUGGCUUCUGGGUAGGACAUUGAAGGAUGAAUAGGAGACCACUGGGCAGAAGGUUGGGGGCAAGGUAGCAGGGUGCGUUCUUUUACUCUCCCAAGUCUUAAGUCUAGAGUAUCUUCUCAGUCUUUACAAUAACCCCAAAAGAGAGAAGCUCUUAUUAUUUUCAUUUUACAGAUAAGAAAACUGAGGCUCGGAGAGAAGAGUUCACUUGUGCAGGUUCACUCAGCUUAGAAAAGCAGAGGGAACAGCAUGUGCAAACGCCCAGGGUUGAGAGGCUGCCUGGAGUUUCUAAAGCAGCGGCCAUGGCUCACAGGCCCAGCCACUCUGCGGCAUGUGGGAUCUUCCCGGACCGGGGCACGAACCCGUGUCCCCUGCAUCGGCAGGCGGACUCUCAACCACUGCGCCACCAGGGAAGCCCCACAGAUCAGAUCUUGACUCUCCUUGGAUUAAAACCCUUCUGUGGCUCCCUAGUGCCCAUUGGAUGAGGUCCAAACUCCUCGGUUUGGCAUCUGUUCAUUCAUUCAUUCCAUACACAUUCCCUGAGCAACUGUGUGCCCAGCCCUGUGCUGGGUGGUGAUGGGGACACAGCAGUGACCAUGACAGCCCAGCCCUGUGCCCAUGAGGCUCACAGUCCAGUGGGGGAGACAGAUCUGUCCCCAGACAGUAAUGACCUACAGUAGGCAGGGCUGGGAGGAGGGAACCCAAGAACUGGAAGAACCCAGAGGGGGCAUCGGGCCUAGGCUGGGGUGUUCAGGGAGGACUUCCUGGAGGAGGGCACUUUGGAGCUGAGACCAGGAGAAUAAGAGGAGUGAGACAGGAGAGGAAGGAACAGUAUAUGCAAAGGCUAUAAGACAGUCCCUCACUACACACACACGUACAUACAAAGGGACUGGGCUGGGCUGAGGCUGGUGUGUCAAAUGGGUGAGUAAUGAAAUCAAGACCCACAGAAAGGCUGGGAUAUGAGAGUGGAGACCUGCAAGGGCUUAGGCUUGGAGAGCACUGGAGGCCUGAGCCUGGGAGGAGAGGUUUGUUCAGUGCCCGGCAGGUCCUGGGGGGUCUCAGCUCUGCCCUGACCAACUGCAGACAGGUGAGCCCUGGUCCAGAGUCAGGGGACCUCUGGGACCAAGAGUGAUGGAGGGAGCUUCUUAUCCUGCUCCCCAAGCAAGCUGCCUUUUCUCCCCACUCUUUUCUGUCUCUCCCAAUCCCUGCCUUUUCCUCUUUGUCUCUCCCUUUAUUUCUGUCUCUCUCAUUCUUUCUCUUUCCACAUCUCCAUCUCUGAUUAUCUCCAUGUCUCUUCUCUAUCCUGCUCUGUCUGUCCCUCUCGCCUUAUCUUUUUUUUUUUAAAUUUAUUUAUUUUUGGCUAUGUUGGGUCUUUGUUGCUGCACGCUGACUUUCUCUAGUUGCAGCGAGUGGGGGCUACUCUUCGUUGCGGUGCAUGGGCUUCUCAUUGUGGUGGCUUCUCGUUGCAGAGCACAGGCUCUAUGUGCGCAGGCUUCAGUAGUUGUGACAUGAGGGCUCAGCAGUUGUGGCUCACAGGCUCUAGAGCACAGGCUCAGUAGUUGUGGCACACGGGCUUAGUUGCCCCGCGGUAUGUGGGAUCUUCCCGGACUAGGGCUCGAACCCGUGUCUCCUGCAUUGGUAGGUGGAUUCUUAACCACUGCGCCACCAGGGAAGCCCUCCUUAUCUUUAUCUCUUUCUUUGUCUUGACUGUCUCCUUGUCUUUUUUUCCUCUCUGUCUGUCUCUUUCCCUUCAUUUCUGUUCUGAUUCUCUGCCUCUGUCUCUGUCUCUCUCUCUGUGUCCCUCUCACUGUGGGGCUGGUGGGGACAGCGCAGAAGGCCUGAUGUAGGUCCAAACGCCCUCUCCAUCUCCUGACUUGGCCUCUCCUCUCCUUUCCACAGACCCCAACCUCUGGACUGUGACUGCCAGGUUCAUACCUGCUUCUGGUCGACGCCUGGCCCUCUGGCUUCAGGACCCCACCUCCUAUGGCCCCCCCAACUCAAUGCCUACCUCCCUGGGGCCCUGCCGGGACAUGAGGGGCCUGAGCACCCACUCGAGGGUCUCUCAAGGACAAAGACAAGGCCUCCAGGCCCUGUGCCCCACUUCUGCCCUCACCUCUGCCUGGAACCUGAGCUGAGAUCCUGGGCCUGGGAGUUCAGAAGAUGGCAGCUGGGUACCCCCCCACACCCCUAGGACAGAGAAGGGAUUGGGGGUGGGCUGGGGCCAUCAGGGAAGGAGGGUCACCCAGAUCCAACAUUUAGAGAGGUUCCCUUCAUCCUCCCAGCCCACCCUCUUUCCCCCUCCCCCACUCCCC
Messenger RNA from Orcinus orca (killer whale), 5887 nucleotides. RefSeq names its product Meis homeobox 3 (gene MEIS3). Gene Ontology annotation, biological process: embryonic pattern specification; eye development; animal organ morphogenesis. The transcript is spliced from 12 exons. The coding region runs from base 1650 to 2855 and encodes 401 amino acids. Lineage: Eukaryota; Metazoa; Chordata; Mammalia; Artiodactyla; Delphinidae. The record is from RefSeq and is a predicted model, not a curated record. Gene Ontology annotation, molecular function: RNA polymerase II cis-regulatory region sequence-specific DNA binding; DNA-binding transcription activator activity, RNA polymerase II-specific.